This is a messenger RNA of Anolis carolinensis (green anole), 2095 nucleotides long. RefSeq names its product CUB domain containing protein 2 (gene cdcp2). The annotation marks the transcript as partial. The transcript is spliced from 5 exons. The record is from RefSeq and is a predicted model, not a curated record. NCBI's taxonomy places the organism in Eukaryota, Metazoa, Chordata, Lepidosauria, Squamata, Anolidae.
AUUUUGUGUGUGACUUUUUUAGGCAUUAAAUGUGGAGGAGUCCUUUCAGCACCCCAUGGCAAUGUCUCAAGUCCAAAUUUCCCAGGACUCUACCCUUAUGAUAUAGACUGUGUGUGGCUCAUUGUGGUAACAGAAGGAUCAUCCGUUUUGCUCACUUUUCAUCACUUUGACCUCGAAUUCCAUGACAGUUGUGAAUUUGACUACAUCAAAAUCUACAAUGGGGUCUCAGAAGACCAAGGAAACCUCCUCGGCAAAUUCUGCGGUGCAAAUUUCCCUCCGCCAUUUACAUCAUCUUGGAAUGUCAUGACUAUAAUAUUUCACUCAGACAACCAUGUGGCCAGCCAUGGAUUCUCUGCAGUUUUCCAAAAAGACGUUUGUGGAGGUGUACUCACUGGCCUUUCUGGGUCAAUAACAAGCCCGGAUUACCCAGAAAACUACCCCAACAAUGCCCAAUGCCAUUGGGUCAUCCAGGGAACUUCAAAUUCUGUCAUCAAGCUGAUUUUUGUUGACUUCCAGAUGGAAAAUGAUGAGCAGUGCAAUUUUGAUUAUGUGGCUAUCUUUGAUGGUCCCACAAUGGAUCAUACACUUUUGAGUCACUACUGUGGGAAUGUGAAGCCUCCAGAUAUGGUAUCUUCAACAGAAGAACUGUUGGUUGUUUUCAAAUCCGACUUCAAUAUUGCAGGCAGAGGUUUCAAGGCAUAUUACUUUUCAGGUGCAUGUCAGGAGGUAUACACGGCCAUCAAAGGAAAUUUCUCCAGUCCCCAAUAUCCCAGCUCUUACCCCAAUAAUAUCAAGUGUCACUGGACCAUCCAGCUGCCCCAAGGAUAUCGAAUAAAAGUCUUUUUCCUGGACUUGGAUCUCGAGGGGCGGAACAGCCUGACAGAUGGCUGUGAUUAUGACCAUCUGGCUGUGUUUGAUGGAGGCACCGAGAAGGCGUCUCUGCUGGGAAAGUGGUGUGGGAGAGAAAUGCUGCCGCCUAUUAUAUCCUCUCGAAACCAACUGCUCUUGGUCCUUCACACAGACAGAAAUACCGCUAACCGCGGCUUCUCAGUCUCCUACAUUGGAGUUGUUCCCAUGAAUGUCAGCUGCACACGAACAGAAUUUCAGAUCCUAAUCCCCACACAGUCAUUGGCCCCGCUGGAACGAAACAAGAUCUAUUUAGGGAUCCCAUCUUGCCCUGCACAAUUGGUUGGCCUGAACUUUAGGAUACAUGCAAGGUUUGAAACCUGUGGUACAGAACCGCAAAAAAGAAAUAACACCUCUGUGAUAGUCAGCAAUCUAUACAUUGACUUUUCAGAUGGAAAUCAAGAAGACAUUCACCAAUAUGAAGUCCAAUGUGAACCUAAAAGGAAAGAGGCCUCUGUGAAUCUUAUCUCGGGCUCGGAUCCCUAUAGGUUGAACCAAUACGCUGAAAACCUGGUAGAGUCCCAGCAGGAUGAUGUAGAGGCAGCAGACGCAUAUGAGACCAAAAGCCAGGACACCAGUGAUAUCGUCUUCAUCAGCAUCUGUAUUCUUGCUGGUGUCCUUAUGGUGAUCGCGAUUGUUGGAUUAGUUUUGCUGUAAGGAUGUUUAUGCUUGGACUUCAUCCAUCAACAGAAACUGAAGCCUCUUUGUGCCUGAAUACCCAUUCAGUUUUUGUGCCAGCUACUUAAAGCAUGCCUGAGAGGCUAUGAGGUCUGGAGUCAGAUCCGGUGGCUGUUUUCAAUGACACCUCACAUCUGCAGUGCCAGGUCGUUCUGGACUCCGGCCAGCCUGCAUCUCAACAGACCUUGCUCAAAAUCACAGUCAUAGUUUGGGCAAUUCCAGAUACUACUGCCAGUUGAAUUCCAUCUAGUGUUCUCAUUUGUUCUCUCUCUCUCUCUUUUUUUUUUCUUUUUUUUUUCUUUUUUUCUUCUUUAUUAUGGAUAGAAGAAAACUGUACAAAAGCAGAUGUUAUGUAGAAGUUAUAUGAAGACUGUCACAUCAUCUGAGUCCCCUGAUGGGUGACAAGGGCAGGGUAGAAGUGAUGUAAUAAAUAAAUAAAUAAAUCUGGUCCUGUUUACAAUUUUGUCAAUGAGGAAGAGCAAUUUUAAAUAAAGGUAACAUCUGGAAGCAA